GAGGCAGGCGGGGAGGAGAAACUCCGGAGUGUUUAGUAACGGCACGGAAGUUGUAACAUAACACAGAUGCUUCGACGAAUAUCGGGCCUGAAGGUCGAAGCAACGCCCCGCUGUUUCCCAAUGGUAAACAAGGAUGUUGUCCCAGAGAAAACGAGAAAAGAAAACAUAUUUACUCCUGUGCGGAGAAACUUCAUGUUCUAAUUUUUCUUUUGAAUUCAAGCCAAUGAGAAAGUGUUAUUGGGCUUCCGAUCGAUGGUCCUGUGGACACCCCUUGUAUUCUAGAGUUCCCACCACCAUGUUUCUCUCUGGAAUUCCCUGUGCUUCUCGUUAUUUCUUGGCCAAGACACGGAAGGUUGUAACCCUGUGCCAACAUUUGCCUAGCUCUGUGCAGGCUUCAUCGCGAUGGAAACACCAUGCCUCUCGACAGUACAAGGCCGUGAUUUUUGAUUUAGGUGGAGUCCUGAUGGCUUCGCCAUACAAGUUAGCUUCAGAGUGGGAGCAGCGGAAUGGUCUCCCAGCUGGAUCAAUCUGGCAGGCUCUAUUGACUGGAGAGCAAGGCCUCGCAUGGGACCAGUGCAGGCGGGGGGAACUGACAUUUGAGGAGUUCAUUAAAGUGUGCAGCAGAGAGCUGGGAUCUAAUAUAACUUCUGAAUCAGUGGAAUCUUAUUUACUAGCAAACGUCAAUCACGUGGGUGAGUGGACUAGCUCUGCGAUGAGGGAGGUGGUUCAGUGCAUCAGGGCAGAGGGACUGCAGACUGCUGUACUGACGAAUAAUUUUUGGUUCCAAGGCCAGACCUUCUUACCCUUGGAGAGAAACCUCUUUGACGUGAUCGUUGAGUCAUGCCGGGAAGGCAUUACCAAGCCGAGCCCUGGUAUUUACAAACUCUGUUUGCAACGAUUGAAGGUCUGUCCUGAAGAAUCAAUUUUCCUUGAUGAUGUUGGGGAAAACCUGAAAGCAGCAGCCCAGAUUGGGAUCAGCACUGUUAAGUUUUCAGAUACAGCCACAGCUAUUAAGGAGCUGGAAUCAUUGCUGGGCUUCCCAUUGCAUGGCUAUGUCCCAAGGACCUGCUCUGUUCGUAAGAACAUGGAGAUUCCUACUGACAAUCUGAAGAAGUAUCUCCAGACUACUCUGGGGCUGAGUUCAGAAGAGCCACUUCUCCUUCGUCAGUUCAGUCAUGGGCAAUCUAAUCCCACAUACCAUGUGCAGUAUGGGGUUCACCAGCUGGUCUUGAGAAAGAAACCGCCCGGCACACUGCUGAAGUCAGCACAUUCAGUGGAAAGAGAAUACAGGGUGAUGAAAGCUCUUGGAGGUACAGGAGUUCCUGUUCCUAGGACACUUGCCAUUUGCGAGGACCCCAGUGUUCUUGGCACUGCCUUUUAUCUGAUGGAAUACUGCCCAGGAAGAAUAUUUAAGGACCCAACAUUGCCAGGAUUAACCGUCAGCCAGCGAAGAGACAUUUACAGUGCCAUGAUUCAUGUUCUAGGCCAAAUUCACAAGCUGGAUAUUCAGGCUGCUGGAUUGGAGGAUUUUGGAAAGCACGGCAAUUACAUUGAGCGCCAAGUUCACGUAUGGACAAAGCAGUAUCGAGCAACUGAAACUCAUGUUAUUCCGGCAAUGGAGCGACUCAUGACGUGGCUUCCACAACACCUUCCAAAGCAGGACAAGACCACAGUAGUGCAUGGAGACUACAGGCUGAACAAUCUUAUUUUCCACCCUGAUAAACCUGAGGUGCUGGCAGUGUUGGACUGGGAGUUGUCCACUUUGGGAGACCCCAUCUCUGAUGUAGCAUACAGCUGUAUGGCACACUAUUUCCCAAAGGACUUUCCCCUUUGCAGAGGAAUGGGCAAGUGUGAUUUGAAGGAAUUGGGAAUCCCAUCUGAUUCGGAAUACCUAACCUUUUAUUGUGACAACAUGGGAAUAAACCCAAUAGAGAACUGGAAUUUCUAUAUGGCUUUUUCCUCCUUCCGAGCUGCAGCGAUAAUCCAGGGGAUCCAUAAGCGGUCACUUCAAGGACAGGCAAGUUCAAAUAAAACUGACAGCGCUGGGGUACUUGCUGAGAAAGUGGCUGAGCUGGCAUGGAUGUUUGCUGUACGGGAGGGAUUCCGAAUCUUCAAUUCAAUUCCUGCUGGCAACGCAGGCCCUGCAGUGAGAAAGUAUUCCACGUGGAACCGGCAGAGGACAUCACCAGCACAUUUCCUGUCUCCAUCUUUGCUUAAUGUUAAUCAUUGCAGACUUUCAGAGUCAGUUUCAAAAGGGCAUUUGAUCAUCUCACCUGAGGGACUACCUGCCCAAGUGCAAGAGUUGUACCAUAAGCUGACUGAAUUCAUGGACAAACACAUCUAUCCUCAGGAGCAGCAGCUUAUGGAACAUAAGAAAGCUGAUAAUCAGUGGAUCCCAAAUGAAAAAUUGGAGGAAUUAAAGAAUGAAGCCAAAGCAAGUGGACUCUGGAACUUAUUUUUACCCCCAGCAGCUGAUCCUGAGGCUAAAUAUACAGCCGGACUGACAAAUCUAAUGUAUGCUUUCUUCUGUGAGGUUAUGGGGAGGUCCCUACCUGCAUCUGAGAUUUUUAAUUGCUCUGCACCAGAUACAGGGAACAUGGAGAUUCUGGUCAAGUACGGAACUGAAGCACAGAAACGGCAGUGGCUUCUGCCUUUAUUGGAUGGGAAAAUCAGGUCCUGCUUUGCUAUGACUGAGCCGCAGGUUGCCUGUUCCGAUGCCACGAACAUUGAGGCCUCAAUUGUUGAGGAAGCUGACUUUUAUAUUCUCAAUGGGCACAAGUGGUGGACAUCAGGUGUAUUGGAUCCUCGCUGUAAACUCUGUGUAUUUAUGGGAAAAACUGACCCACAAGCUGGUAAAUACAAACAGCAGUCCAUGAUUCUGGUGUCAAUGGAUACUCCGGGGAUUAAAGUUAUCCGACCCUUAUCAGUUUAUGGGUUUGAAGACCUUCCAGGUGGUCACGGUGAAAUUGUAUUUGAAAAUGUUCGCGUGCCAAAAGAGAACAUUCUGUUGCAAUGUGGACGAGGGUUUGAAAUCGCCCAAAGUAGACUUGGGCCAGGAAGGAUACACCACUGUAUGCGCCUCAUUGGCCAUGCUGAUCGAGCUUUGGAACUUAUGAAGGAACGGGUAAAGACAAGAGUGGCCUUUGGAAAGACAUUAGCUGAACAAGAUACUAUCAAGAUGGACAUUGCUAACUCCAGGGUUGAGAUUGAGCAAGCACGGUUGCUGGUGCUCCGAACUGCCCAUCUAAUAGACACUGUGGGAAACAAGGAAGCAGCUCCGGAAAUCUCCAUGAUUAAAAUGGUAGUACCAAGUAUGGCAUUGAAAGUUAUUGAUCGUGCCAUCCAGGCCUUUGGAGCAGCUGGACUCAGCAGUGACUACCCAUUAGCUCAGUUUCAUAGCUGGGCACGUGCAUUGCGACUUGCCGACGGUCCAGAUGAGGUUCAUAGGACAGUGGUUGCCAAGUAUGAAUUAAAACAGAGAGGCACCACACAGAAGCACUGAACAAUCGAUCACCGGUUCUUUGACAUAUUCUGUACACAACAGAACAAUCACUAACAUAUUCUUUAAGCUCAUAAUGUACGCAAAUGAAAUUGGUCAUGUCUGUGAUAUUGCUUUGUACUUUACGACGUGGUCUGUCGUCUCAGAAUUUUUACAUAAUCCCUCAGCGUUUCAACCCCUGAUCAAGAACAGAGCGAUCUGCAAGCAGUUUGUUACCAUUCUUUCAACCAGCUGUAAAGAGGCCACUUUGUACCAUGGAGUAUAUGGUAUGAAGAAGGUUGGCAAGUAAUGGCAGAGAAAAGAGAGUGCUGGUUCAGUUGCUGAUUGCUCAGAGAAUUUGACAAGUUUUCAGAAUCUUUGGGUGAAUGCUAGUAGGACCUACUAAUCUUUUCCCCCUGCUGUGUCCACUGGAAAAUAGUCCUAAAUCAACAUACCUUUUUAGAAAGAUUAAAAUAUAGUUAUUUAAAUAUUA
Messenger RNA from Mobula hypostoma (lesser devil ray), 3971 nucleotides. It is a transcript of the gene acad11, whose product is annotated as acyl-CoA dehydrogenase family, member 11. Lineage: Eukaryota; Metazoa; Chordata; Chondrichthyes; Myliobatiformes; Myliobatidae. The coding region runs from base 134 to 3502 and encodes 1122 amino acids. The record is from RefSeq and is a predicted model, not a curated record. Gene Ontology annotation, cellular component: cytoplasm; mitochondrion. Gene Ontology annotation, biological process: fatty acid beta-oxidation using acyl-CoA dehydrogenase. The transcript has 22 exons. Gene Ontology annotation, molecular function: acyl-CoA dehydrogenase activity; flavin adenine dinucleotide binding.